CUUCCCCUUUUUUUCUAAACAUUAUCCAUCAUGUCUUCACGUAUCUUUACUACUGCUCUUCGUAGAGCUGCUAGCUCUUCUACUGCUGCUCGUCUCAGUGUCAUGACUGCUGUCAGACCUGCCUUUAGAUCCACUGUCAUGAAAGCGACUACCAUUGCUCCUACUGUUCAAUCUCGUGGUUUGAAAACACUCGACUUUGGCGGUACCAAAGAAACUGUCUAUGAACGUUCUGAUGUCCCCAAAGAAAAGCUUCUCGAAACCUUCAAAGACGAUACCAUUGCUGUUCUUGGUUACGGUCCUCAAGGUCGUGGUCAAGCUUUGAACUUGAGAGAUAACGGUGUCAAUGUCAUUAUCGGUCAACGUGAAGGUAAAACUUUCCAACAAGCCAUUGAUGAAGGUUGGGUUCCCGGUAAGAACUUGUUCCCUGUGUUGGAAGCAACUGAAAAGGGUACGGUCGUCAUGAACUUGUUGUCCGACGCUUAUCAAAAGGAGAUCUGGCCUCAAAUGAAGCCUCUCAUCACUCCCGGCAAGACCCUCUACUUCUCGCACGGUUUCUCUAUCGUUUACAAAGAUCAAACCAACAUUGAAGCCCCUGAAGGCGUUGACGUUGUUUUGGUGGCACCCAAGGGUUCUGGUUUCACCGUCCGUCGCUUGUUCCAAGAAGGCCGUGGUAUCAACUCCUCCUUUGCUGUGUACCAAGAUGCCAGUGGCAAGGCCAAAGAUCGUACCAUCGCUUUAGGUAUCGGUAUCGGUUCUGGCUACAUGUACGAAACUACGUUUGAAAAGGAAGUGUACUCUGAUUUGUUUGGUGAACGUGGUGUGUUGAUGGGUGCUAUCCAAGGUUUAUUCCAAGCUCAAUACGAAGUCCUUCGCGCCAACGGCCACUCUCCCUCGGAAGCCUUCAAUGAAACCGUAGAAGAAGCGACACAAUCUCUGUACCCUUUGAUCGGUGAGCGUGGUAUGGACUGGAUGUACUCCAACUGCUCCACCACCGCACAACGUGGCGCCUUGGAUUGGUGGAGACCUUUCCAUGAUGCCUCCAAGCCUGUCUUUGAACAACUCUACAAGUCUGUGAGGGAUGGUUCAGAAACCGCACGUUCCUUGGAUCGUAACUCUCAACCUGAUUAUCGUGAAAAGUUGGAAGAAGAGUUGAAGGAAAUCCGUGAAUCAGAAAUCUGGAGAGCAGGAAAGACGGUUCGUCAACUCAGACCCGAAAAUGUUGGAAAAGAUUAAACGAUACAAUGUUUUUCUACCCUUUGCCUUAGACUCGACAGAUGCUAUUCCAUCUGACUUUCUUUCUAUUUGUACAUUUUAAACAAAAAAAUGACUUGUAACCCACCCCCUUCAUUCUUCCUUUCUAUCGCGCCUUAUGUAUUCCUCUCACCUUUUUAUUGUCAUGACUAAAAAAUAAACAAACCAUUUUGCUAGAUUAUCUUGAAAUUUUCGAGUCAAUGGACAUCGCGUAUAGUGUAUGAAUAUAGAAUGGACUGGUACUCUCUGAUACACUUUGGUUCAUCCAAAGUGGGGCCACUACUGAAUUCUUAUACACAGACAAGGCUCUUUACGUUCACUACAACUUUUCCAUCACAUCCACGCUAAAAAUUCAUCCCUCUCCAUUGUCACUUGUUACUGUACAUUGAAUAAUGACGAC
Messenger RNA from Mycotypha africana, 1651 nucleotides. Its product is annotated as ketol-acid reductoisomerase. The transcript is spliced from 2 exons. Gene Ontology annotation, cellular component: mitochondrion. Bases 31 to 1233 code for a protein of 400 amino acids. The record is from RefSeq and is a predicted model, not a curated record. Gene Ontology annotation, biological process: L-valine biosynthetic process. Lineage: Eukaryota; Fungi; Mucoromycota; Mucoromycetes; Mucorales; Mycotyphaceae. Gene Ontology annotation, molecular function: ketol-acid reductoisomerase activity.